Molecule: messenger RNA, 1422 nt
Organism: Nerophis lumbriciformis (worm pipefish)
Lineage: Eukaryota; Metazoa; Chordata; Actinopteri; Syngnathiformes; Syngnathidae
Source: RefSeq, a predicted model, not a curated record
AUGGUUCGAGCAUUAAGGCGUAAAAAGUUCCAGAGGCCAAAGAAUCAGCAACAAUAUGAUGAAGGUGACCCAGAAGGAUACAAAAGCAUGGCUGUCCCUGAUAAAAUCUCGAAGGACAAAAUUGAUGAGUUUCACGAUGAGAAGAUUGAGAAACUCCUCGCCAGUGGAGUAGACUUGCACAGCGAUGAGGAGGAGCUGGAUGAUGAGGAGGAAGUGAUGGCUUUAGAUGAUUCCGAGACAGACGAUGAUGACGAUGAAGAUGAGGAGGACAAUGAGGAAGACGAGGGCACCGACAUGGAGAGUGAUCUGGAGGGAAAGAACGAGGAAGAGCUACCCAAUGAACUCGCAUGGGGCACCAAGAAGAAGAUGUUCUAUGACUCUGACUACAUGGCCACAAAGGGAAAAUCACAGGAGGAACUGGAAGCGGCGGAUGAAGAAGAGGAAGAAGAAGCAAAGAAAAUCCAAAAGCGUAUGGCGGAACAACUCAGUGAGGAGGAUUAUGACUUGAAUCUUUUCCAGGAAUUUGCCAAAGAGGACCAAACCGAGGCGACGGUUGUGGAAAAGGAGAAGAUCGUUAAGGACUUGAAGCAGAUGUCUCACAAGGAGAAAAUGAAACUGCUGAAGAAGGAGUCGCCUGAGUUGCUGGAACUUAUUCAAGACUUUAAGGCAAAGCUUACAGAAUUGAAGGAGCAAUUGCAACCACUUGUGCAAAUGGUCAAGGAUAAAAAGAUCCCACCAGGAAAGGGCGCCGACUACCUGAAGACAAAACAGCAGCUUUACCUCAAUUAUUGUACCAACAUCAGCUUCUACUUGGUCCUCAAGGCCAAACGAAUUCCCGCUCACAACCACCCGGUCAUCGAACGACUGCUCACCUACAGAAAUCUCAUCAAUGAACUGAGCUCAGUUGACGCCCGCUUGGAGCCGCAGUACAAAAAGCUGUUAGCCGCUCGAGAAGAAGAUGAAAUCACUCGCAAACCAGCGGCCGGGAAGAAAGAUGCAACAACCGCCAGAAAAGACAAGGAUUCCGGGAAAGCGGUGUCAGAAACGGCAGUGGCUUCUGACUCAGAUUUGGACGAAGAGGCGGCGUUGCGUUUCUACAGAGAAGUGGAGGAGAGGAUGAAGUUAAAGAAGAAGAGCAAACAGCGGAAAGCCCAAGAGGGGAAUGAAGAUGUAAAUGAAGAGGAAGAGCUGGAUCCAGAAGCGAAAAGAAGCAUCACAUACCAGAUGGCCAAGAACAAAGGACUCACUCCAAAGAGAAAGAAGAUUGACCGGAACCCCCGAGUCAAGCACCGGGAGAAGUACCGGCGUGCAAAGAUUCGCAGAAAGGGCCAGGUCCGCGAGGUUCGUCGGGAGGAGACGAGAUACAGUGGAGAACUGUCUGGCAUCCGCGCAGGAGUCAAGAAGAGUAUCAAGCUCAAGUAA